Molecule: messenger RNA, 1904 nt
Organism: Lotus japonicus
Lineage: Eukaryota; Viridiplantae; Streptophyta; Magnoliopsida; Fabales; Fabaceae
Product: protein HLB1
Exons: 14
Coding region: 195-1748 (517 amino acids)
Molecular function (GO): protein binding
Source: RefSeq, a predicted model, not a curated record
CUUGUGGGGUAAAAUAAUAUUCCCCAUUCACGGUCUCUCAUUCAGCACUUCCUCUGCUUCUUCUGCUCACAUUUCCAACGACCCCAUCUUGUCGACUCAGUUUCUGACUCAACUCAGAUCAGAGCGAGCCAGCGAAACUCUCUGUUCUCCUUCAUUCUCUGUUCCAUUCCCUCUAAAACCCUAACACACCCAAAAUGCCUGAACCUGAAUCCCCAAACGGAACCCAACCACCACCAGAACCCGAUCACGAACCUCAACGGGAACCAAAUCCACAUCCAGAACCAGAAUCAGUGCCGAAUCCAGAAGCAGAGUCAUUGCAGAAUCCGGAGCCAGUGCCAUCAGAACAAGCGCAAUUGGAAUCGGAAUCGGGAUCAAAAGCUGAUCCAGACGCAGAUCUCAGGGAAAAUGCGAUCGAUUCCGGUGAACCGGAAAUCAAUCCUGCACCGCAGCCUCAGCUACGGAAAGACGAAGGAAGUCGAACAUUCACCAUGAGGGAAUUGCUUCAUGGAUUGAAGAAUGAUUCGGAACCGGAGAGGGAAGAUGGAAACUCUCCCUACAGCCAAGAAAGUCAGCAGCAGCAGCGCAAUGACGAGAACAAUGCUGCAAUGGAUUUGAUAAAUAGCGUUGUUGGUGUUGAUGAGGAGGGUCGGUCGCGACAGCGGAUUCUUACAUUUGCUGCCAGGAGGUAUGCUACUGCGAUUGAGAGGAACCCUGAAGAUUAUGAUGCACUAUACAAUUGGGCAUUAGUACUUCAGGAAAGUGCUGAUAAUGUCAGUCCAGAUUCCACUUCACCUUCUAAAGAUGCUCUGCUUGAGGAAGCUUGUAGAAAAUAUGAUGAGGCCACUCGCCUUUGUCCCACACUGCAUGAUGCUUUCUACAAUUGGGCUAUAGCGAUCUCUGAUCGGGCAAAGAUGCGAGGCCGCACAAAGGAGGCUGAAGAGCUAUGGAAACAGGCCACAGAAAACUAUGUAAAAGCAGUCCAACUCAACUGGAACAGUCCUCAGGCACUUAAUAACUGGGGACUUGCUCUUCAGGAACUCAGUGCUAUCGUUCCAGCUCGGGAAAAGCAAAAGAUUGUGAGAACUGCUAUCAGCAAGUUUCGUGCAGCCAUACAGUUGCAAUUUGAUUUCCAUAGGGCAAUUUACAAUCUUGGAACUGUUCUGUAUGGAUUAGCAGAGGACACUUUAAGAACCGGGGGAUCUAUAAAUUCUCAAGAACUUUCCCCAAAUGAAUUGUACAGCCAGUCCGCAAUAUAUAUUGCAGCUGCUCAUGCAUUAAAACCGAAUUAUUCUGUUUAUAGCAGUGCCUUGCGGUUGGUGCGUUCUAUGCUACCACUACCACACCUUAAAGUUGGGUAUUUAACUGCACCUCCUCCGGGGGCAACAAUUGCACCUCAUAAUGACUGGAAACGGUCAGAAUUCUUUUUGGAUCAUGAAAAACUUCAACAGAUACCUAAAGGUGAACAUAGACCACUGCCUCAAAGUCUCUCAAGCAGACCGGUAGAUUCAAUGAGUGGGGAUAAGAAGAAUAUCAAAGUAGAUAUAGCAGAUAUUGUUUCGGUAUCAGCAUGUGCUGAUCUGACCUUACCACCUGGUGCUGGCCUCUGCAUAGAUACAACUCACGGAUCAGUUUUCUUGGUUGCUGACUCUUGGGAGUCAUUGGAUGGAUGGCUGGAUGCAAUUCGUCUAGUUUACACCAUUUAUGUGCGAGGCAAAAGUGAUGUACUGGCGGGUAUAAUAGCAGGAUGAAUAUAAUUUUUGUUUAAUGUAUCACCAAUUUGAUUUGUUAAAUUCAGGACGAACUCAUUACCCAGCUUUUUUCACUUCUCCGCGAACUUGUGUAUAAUAUUGAGUAAUGUAUGAAAUCAUUUCAAUACAAUUGUUAAAUCUGAGUUUAAUCACCAA